AGCUGUCCGCGUGCUGUAUUUUAUAAGGAAGAGCGUGCGCGUGCGCGUGCGCGUAAACAAACACACGGUCCUGCGUUCAGAGCUCGUUGUGUCGAGUCCAAGUGUCUCCUCUGAGAGAGCAGUGUACCUGUGUCGUGUCGGGAAAACAAUGAGGAGAACAAGUAGAGGAGAGAAGUAAUAUCUGCCGUAUUGUUGUCCCUGUCUUUGCUUUGUUUUUACUGAGAAAUGAUAAGGGAGUUGGUGUGCGGCGCUGUGGCUCUGCUCCUGUACGUGAACACGCUCGACGCGGAUUUCUGCUACGAUGACAGUAGGAGGAAACUGUAGAACCCAGAGGAAACCUACGUAAACACAGGGAGAACUCACGAAAGUCCACACAGACAGUAACCUGAGCUCAGGGUCAAACCCCGGACCAUGGAGCUGCAAGGCGGCAGUGCUUCCCACAGUCGUGCUAUCAAAACCAAUCCAGAUCUCCUGCCUGAGACACCUUGGACCAACAUACUGUACAGUGACUUCUGGGGCACUCGGCUCACUCACAGUGGCAGCCAUAAGUCCUUCCGGCCGCUCUGCACACUCUCUUUCCGCCUCAACUAUGCUCUGGGUGGCCUGGAGCCAAGAGGCUACCAUUUAUUCAAUGUGGGCCUGCACUGCUGUGUCACAGCUCUGUUCACUGCGCUUUGUGGCCUCCUGCUAGCCGGAGGACCCUGGAGUCUGCUGGCUGGACUCCUCUUCGCCUCACACCCAGUGCAUACUGAGGCAGUAGCGGGACUGGUAGGACGUGCAGAUAUGGGCGCUGCCCUGUGCUUUCUACUCUCUCUGCUCUGCUACAGGUGCCACUGCAGGCUCCGGCCACACGCUGGAAAAUCGUGGUGCAUGAGGUGGAGAGUGCAGGCAUGGUUGGCUGGUAGCCUGGUUGCUGCAGCAGCAGCUAUGCUGUGGAAAGAGCAGGGGGUGACUGUUUUGGCUGUGUCAGCUGUCUAUGACGUCUGUGUGGUCCACCGCAUGCAACUGCAUCAUAUGCUAGAAGUCUUCCUUAAGAGGAAAAAUGCAACCCUGCUCGUAAGCCUGGCUUGGCUGGCUGGUUGGGGAACAGUCCUGCUGGCAGCUCGACUAUACUGGAUGGGCUGCAAGCCACCACAGUUCUCCAACUCCGACAACCCGGCAGCUGAUUCACCUCACCUCCUCACCAGAACACUUACCUUCCUCUACCUGCCACCUGCCAAUGCCUGGCUCCUCCUCUGUCCACACACCCUUAGCUUUGAUUGGUCUAUGGAUGCCAUACCCUUGCUCACAAACAUUUCUGAUUGGAGGAACUUGUGCUCACUAGCAUUUUACCUAGGCUUUGUAGUGCUUGCUUGUUUUGGCUUAAAAAGCAAGAAUUCUGCCACUUUCCAAACAACCAAUGGAAAAUCCCAUAUCAUGAAUGGAAAAGCUCUGGCUAAUGGGCACAGCCUGCAUUUUCCUGACAGCAAUAAUAAACAUGACAACGGCCACCACCACAAUGGCUUAACCUCAUCAGAAGUUUUUGCCAGUACCCAGAAUGGGUAUUCCAAACCCCUUCAUGCUGCUACUCACACAUCACUGCCAUCCAAAGAGAACAUGGUGGUCUUCUCACUUGGUCUUCUGGCUUUACCUUUUCUCCCUGCCACCAAUCUAUUCUUCUAUGUGGGCUUUGUGGUGGCUGAGAGGGUUCUCUACAUCCCCAGCAUGGGCUUCUGUCUACUUGUGACACUUGGGAUUAGGGCCAUGUUCGUAAAAAUGAGGCGGAGAAGCUCCAGGGCACUGCUGUUUGGCUGUGCUGCUGGACUUGUUCUGCUCUACUCCCUCAGAACAGUGUGCAGGAACCAGGACUGGCAGAGUGAAGAGAUGCUCUACAGGUCUGGCAUCACUGUGAACCCUGCCAAAGCUUGGGGUAACCUUGGCAAUGUCUUGAAGAACCAGGGUAAGAUGGCAGAGGCAGAGGAAGCAUACAGAAAUGCCUUAUACUACCGUGGCAACAUGGCUGACAUGCUCUACAACCUGGGUCUGUUGCUGCAAGAGAGUGAACGUUUCUCUGAGGCUCUGCAUUACUAUAAACGGGCCAUCCAAAGCAGACCGACUCUGGCAUCUGCAUAUUUAAACACUGGUAUUAUAUUUGAGUCUGAGGGAAACGUGGAGGAGGCCAAGCGCACAUUUGAGACGUGUGCCAGCAUCCCAGAUGAGAACCUAAAGGACCCCCAUGCUCACAAAAGUGCAGUCACUAGCUGCCUGUACAAUCUUGGCAAGCUGCUGCAUGAACAGGGUCAGCAAGAGGAAGCUCUGUCCGUUUAUAAAGAGGCUGUGAAGAAGAUGCCUCAUCAGUUUGCACCACAGAGCCUUUACAACAUGAUGGGUGAAGCCUAUAUGAGACUGAAUAAGUUUGAGGAUGCGGAACACUGGUACAGAGAGUCACUUAAGGCCAAACCAGACCACGUCCCUGCCCACCUGACAUAUGGCAAGUUGCUGUCUGUUAUGGGUCAUAAAACUGAGGCAGAGCAUUACUUCCUGAAGGCAAUAGAGCUGGAUCCCACCAAGGGGACGUGUUAUAUGCACUAUGGUCAGUUUUUGGUGGAACAGUCUCGAUUAGGAGAAGCUGCUGUGAUGGCUGAGAAGGCUGCUGAACUGGACAGCACAGAAUUCGAUGUAGUUUUCAGUGCUGCUCAUAUACUCAGACAGGCAAGGCUGAACGAGGCAGCUGAAAGGUAUUAUGGGAAGGCAGCAGACAUUAGACCAGAUUAUGCUGCUGCUCUGAUGAACCUCGGGGCCAUCCUCCAUCUCAAUGGAAAGCUUGCAGAGGCUGAGGCCAACUACUUGCGUGCGCUUCAGCUCAAACCUGACGAUCUGAUCACGCAGUCCAAUUUGCGCAAACUCCGGAAUGUCAUGCACAGGCGAGGACUGAAGACUGUGGGGUCAUGACCAUACUUCCUGUCAAAAGCA
Pangasianodon hypophthalmus (striped catfish) is the source of this 2952-nucleotide messenger RNA. RefSeq names its product transmembrane O-mannosyltransferase targeting cadherins 2a (gene tmtc2a). NCBI's taxonomy places the organism in Eukaryota, Metazoa, Chordata, Actinopteri, Siluriformes, Pangasiidae. Gene Ontology annotation, cellular component: endoplasmic reticulum membrane. Bases 412 to 2931 code for a protein of 839 amino acids. Gene Ontology annotation, molecular function: protein binding; mannosyltransferase activity. Gene Ontology annotation, biological process: protein O-linked glycosylation via mannose. The transcript is spliced from 13 exons. The record is from RefSeq and is a predicted model, not a curated record.